Brassicogethes aeneus is the source of this 435-nucleotide messenger RNA. The record is from the annotation of a GenBank genome assembly. NCBI's taxonomy places the organism in Eukaryota, Metazoa, Arthropoda, Insecta, Coleoptera, Nitidulidae.
AUGGAAGAACUAUUAGAACAAUGUAAUUUGGAAGAUCUAAUCCCCGUUUUUAAAGAUACUACAGUCAGUCAGACCCCUCUUUCCCAUUGGGCACUUUGGGCAAGUGCCCAGGGCCCCGGGAUCGACAGGGGCCCCCCUCAGAUCAAAUACAAUGUAGUUAUAAUUUGUCAAGAAACUGAAAAAUUAAUUAGACAAAUGUCAAAUAAAUUUAAAUUAAAAAAUAGUGCCAUGUAUAUAAGUAAUAAAGUAUUGUAUAAUGUACAGUCAAUAUUUUCAAAUUCUGCAAUGAUUGAUCAUAUAAAGAACCAAGAUAUAUUGGACAAUCAUAGAAUUCUUCUGAUUAAAAAAAUUAUUGUUAUAUUUUUAAGCUCCAGACUAAGUUGGGAAGUUGGUAUCAUACAAGAAAAAUUACUGCAAGAAAGAUUGCUGCAAUGA